Molecule: messenger RNA, 16910 nt
Organism: Amoebophrya sp. A120
Lineage: Eukaryota; Dinophyceae; Syndiniales; Amoebophryaceae
Source: the annotation of a GenBank genome assembly
AUGCUGUUCGAGCAGCAUUUGUUUCUGGAUGCGCCGCGCGGCGCGAGGGAGAGCAAGCGGUGCGGCUUCCGCAUGUUCCGCAGUGCGUUCCGCAGGAUCUUGUUGCUUAAGCGCUGGGCCACGAGAACGACGAGGACGGGAAGUGGAAGUGCCGCUGGGACUGCGAAAACAUCAAAGCGAAAUACUAAAAAACUACAUGCGUGGUCUCACUUUUUCUACGUUCUUCUCGCUCCGUGUUUGUUGUUCUUGUUUUUCUGCUGCUUUUUGUUUUUAGUCGACGAGAGCAGCUCCUCCUACUUUCACCUCCCUCUGGUUCAGGCCGCUUUUUCCUUGGAGCCCUUUUUCAACCCGUUGUGCUUACCGGAGCGGGGUGGCGGGUGCGACGAAAGCAGUGCCACGUAUGAGAUUUCGCGGACCAACACCGCCAGCGAGACGGUGCGGUCCUGUGACACGAAGUGUCGGGCCAUUUCCGGGUGCGUCGCGUUCGUGAUUUUUCGACUUCCGAGUAUCACACUGGAUUGCAUUUUUUACCGGGCUGGGUGCCAGAUCGACCCAACAAUGGCGACGACCAGGAAGAGGCAGGCCGGCAAUUACGACUUCCCGUACUACACACUGGCGCGUAACGAGGCGCAGUGCAUCGACCAACAAGACACCCCUUUGCUAGACAGCGACGCAAAUUGCCCCGUACGACAAAUAAAUGAUGAACCACACGCAGCGUAGACUCACUCCUGUCCAGUGAUCCAAUAAAUGAGCUUUACAAUCUUGAGAGAGAUCCGGAAGGAAACACAAGGAAACCAAUGACCUAAAUGAUCCCGGAACUAGUGUGAAGCUGUUUCACGACCACCGCUCUGGGGGUGGUCGGGACAAGAAGCAAGACGACCUGCAAACCAGCAGAGUGGAAGACUUACCCAAGACACCCCCUGAAUACGUACAGGCCUUGAGUUACAAGGCCGCAGCUUAUGUCGCGCAGUGGGGGGGUGAACGAGUUGACAGGGGGGAAAGAAAAACGUCAGAGGGUGGGCAAGGGAAAAGAUUUUUGAUGCAGGGUGGGGCCAAGCCCCUGCGCCGCUUCGUGCUGAAAGAACGAAGGCGGAGCGCCAUGGCGCCCGUGGUUCCCGUCGUUGUGCGAGCGCGAGGACCCCGCCCGCAUUGGGCGCGCGUUUCUGAGGCGGCAAGCCUUAGGCCCAACAACGCUACGCAAAGCGUGGCAGCGGGCGGGCGCCAGAGGACGAGGGAAGGAAGCAGGAAAACAGCCCGCGCAAUGCACGGCGCUGGCGCGUGGCGCCCCGUCCGCGCGUCUGUUGUGUGGGCGCGUCCGUGAAGCCUGCCGGUGCGCCCCGCUCCUGCACGCCCUGGCGCCGCCGCCCCUUCUUCUCCCGCGCGCAGCCUUGCAGAACAAAGGCUGGCUGGCUCGCUGUGGCCCCUGCCACGCGCGUGGAUAGAGGGCGGGCGCCGGGGCGGGGCAUUUCUAGCCUACUCUCCAGGCGCAGGGGCCCGCCACCCUCUCCCCGCACCCCCGGACAACAGCGGCGCCCCACGCGUUAGCUCGCGCGCAAUCUCUUCCGCCCCCGCCUCUUCUCGCGCGCAGCCAGCCAGCCUCGCUCCAAGGGGCGGCGGGCGGCGGCGCCCUCGGUCUGCCCGUCUCGUCGUGAACAGUGGGACGGCGCCGGGAGAGGGUGGUGGGCAGCUGCUCGCCUGGUGCUUGGGCGCGGCUUUCCCCCUGGGCCGGUGCUUUCGCUUUCCAACCAUCCCCGCGCCCCCCGGCUUCCCCGCGCUUCCCGGCCGCCUCCCCCGUGUUUCCCGCCUUCCCCGUGCCCCCUGCCUUCCCCGUGCUUCCCGCUUUCCCCGUGCUUCCCGUUUUCCCCGUGCUUCCCGCUUCCCCCGUGUUCCCCGCUUUCCCCGUGCUCCCGCUUUCCCCGUGCUUGCCUGCCUCCAAGAGGCGGCGGACGGCGGCGCCCUCUGCCGUUCUCCUCGUGAACAGAGGGAGGGCGCCGGGGAUGGGUGGUGGGCAGCUGCUCGUCUGGUGCUGUGGCGCGGGCGGGCGGCUUUCCCCGUGGGCUGAUGCUUCCCGCCUUCCCCGCGCUUCCCGUUUUCCCGUGCUUCCCGCUUUCCCCGUGCUUCCCGCUUUCCCCGUGCUUCCCGCUUUCCCCGUGCUUCCAGUCUUCCCCGUGCUUUCCGUUUUCCCCGUGCUUCCCGCUUUUCCUGUGCUCCCCGCCUUUCCUGGGCAUCCCGCUUUUCCUGUGCUUCCAGCCUUCCCCGUGCUUCCCGUACGUUUUCCCCGUGUUUCCCGCCCCCCCCGUGCCCCCCGCUUUCAAAGCUGCAAAAACGGAAGAAGCGGCUUCGUUGGAAGGUUGUUGCGAGAUAUUUCCUGGUCAUAAUAAUUUGCGAGGGCUGCAAAAUAUUUCGACUUGCAAAAUACUUCGACUUGCGAAAUUUUUUGGCUUGCAAAAUAUUCCGACUUGCAAAAUGUUUCGACUUGCAAAAUUUUUUGGCUUGCGAAAUAUUUUGCGUUGCAAAAUGUUUCGAGUUGCGAAAUAUUUUGAGUUGCGAAAUAUUUUGCGUCGCAGAGUAUUUCGCUUUGUAAAGUAUUUUAAUUGGCAAAACGUUUUGCGUUGCAAAAUAGAUGCGAGCGAAGCGAUGGGGGUUGGGCGAUGAAAGUUGGGGGCUGGGCGAUGAAGGUUGGCAAUCGGGCGACGGAAGUUGGGAGCCCGUGUCUUCUGCCCUCCCCAUGCCCCCCGCUUUCAAAGCUGCAAAAACGGGGGAGGCGGUUUUUUCGGGGGUUGUUGCGAAAUAUUUUCUGGUCAGAAUAUUUCCCGAGGGUUGGAAAAUAUUCGGAGUUGCAAAAUAUUCCGACUUCCAAAAUAUUUUGCGUUGCAAAGUAAUUCGAGUCGCGAAAUAUUUGGAGUUGCAAAAUAUUUUGCGUUGCAGAGUAUUUUGAUUCGCAAAAUAUUGCGAGGCGCAAAAUAUUUUGCGUUGCAAAAUAGUUGGGCGAUGAGAGUUGAGCGAUGGCGGUUGGGCGAUGAAGGUUGGGAGCUGGUAAGUGGGCGGCGGGGGUUGGGUGCUAAGCGAUGGGGUUGGUGGCGAGUUUGGCGAUGGGAUUUGCGAAUUGGGCGAUGGGAGACGGACUUUGCGAGUUGGGCGAUGGGAGUUGAGCGGUGGGCGGUGAGCGAUUUCGCAAGUCGCGAAAUUUUUGGAAAGUUUGAAAAGUGUGAAAAAAGUUUCGGCGUGGACGAUUUUCCUCCCCGUCGCAAAGUUUUAACCGCCCCCGCUUAUAGGAGUUAUAUUGCAUGCCGUGAAUGCUAUGAAUCUGUACAGUGAUUGGGGAUUAGCCUCAACCUUACGGCUAUCCCUAUUUGAAAAACCAACUGCGUCCCACCCUUUGGGUAUUGUUCCCAACUGGUAUUGGGUCUGCUCUGUGUGGUUCGUCUUCGCGCUUUCGCUUAGCAGAGUUAUGAGCCCAAAAUGCAUCCUAAAUUGCAUUGCAGUAAACUAACUAAGCGACCACACCGCAGUAAAAAACGAGCACUACCAGCGGCAGUAAUAAGCGGAAAAAGCAAAAGAAGAACAGGAACGGGAUGAACGGCGGAAACAAGAAUACCGGAGCCGAAGGGCAGCAAGCUGCUAUCCAGCAGCCGGAAACCACCGCGCCGCAGACUCCUACUGGCGACAAAAUCAAGAACCCCCGGAACCCGAGUACUGGCGGGAGCACCUUCGGCGUUGCCGAGCGUGAGGAAUUCUCGAAAACCAAAAAGGAGUUGCAGAAUUUGGGCGCAGCAGAAGAGCAACCUCGAGCAGAAUUAUUUGCAUCGCGACAGCGAGAAAACCAAUCGCGAGAACAACUGCAAACAGCUUCAGGAUGAGGCGGAAGCCGCGAAACUGCAGGCGCAGCAGGCGGAAGAAAAGCGCGCCAGCGACCUUGCUGAGCUGCGGAAGCAACUCGACGAAGCGGCAGAGCAGGCGGAAGCAAAACGCGAAAACGCCGCCACCGAAAUUCAGCAGCAGCUCGGUACGAUGGCGGAAAAGGCGGACCCGGAGCGCGAAAAGCGUGAAAAAGCCGAGGUGGAACGCGUCCAGAAGGAGCGCGAGAAGGAGCAACUGCCGGAGCAAGUCAACGCCGCGAACAAAUUGAAGUGGGAGCUGACGGAACAGCUCUCCCAAGCGAAAAAGGAGAAUGAAGGAGGAGCAGCUUGCCAAAGUCCAGGAGCAGAAGAUAGAAUCGCAGCCCAGUGCGCAAUCAGAAGAAGAAAGACAAGAAGCGCAAGCGGUUCUCUUCAACUUCUGAAAGUUUAUUCGUCUUCCGAUUCCGGUUCUAGCAGUGAAAAGGAAGACGAUGGCGAGAAGAAGAAGAAGAAGAAAAAGCGCAAGAAGGAUAACAAGAACGCCUUGACCAAGGUCCCCAAUUUCGCCGAGAGUCCCACGAUGCCCAUGUGGGAAUGGUUGGGAGUUUGUCUGUGGCGAGAAGCAUGACGCGAAAGACUUCACUGCGAAUGUCGAGGGUAAGACAUCCUGUGUCGACAUGUUGCGGACCUACCGGGCCAUCACCAAGCGGCCCGAGCUGAAAGACAUCCGGAGCGCAGCGGAAAAGCUCGACCGGAUCUGCGACGUUUUCCGUGAGGAAUAUGGCGACGAGGACCUGCUGACGGAAGGUUUGGAGAAAUGCAUUACGGACGGGAAGAAGCAGAGGCCGUCCGAGUGGUUCCGCGAAUUCCAGCAAAAGCAUUCUGCUUUGCCAGCUGGAGCUAUCGCCACGCGCGAGGUGAUCCAUCCGUGUUGCCCGUCGCAACUGUACGGAAAUGGUGCGCAAGAUCAUUAUCAAUGAUCGCCCCAAGACCCUCUCCGAGCUUGCGACCAGUAUCGCGAAGGCACAGGCGCAGUGGAAGCCCCCGGCCAAGCGUGAAAACGCUGAAGGAGCUCUCUUCGUCGGCAGGAAAGGCAAGGGUGGCGGAAAGCACGGCCAGAAGAGUGGAAAGGGCAAAGGCAAGAAGGGCGACCGUGCUUGCCACUAUUGCAAGCGCCCCGGACACUUCAUUGCCGAAUGCCGUGACAAAAAGCGCGACGAAGCCAGCGGAAUUUACAAGAAUGGCAGCUCGUACGCCGCGGCCACGAAGUCGAACAACGGCAACAGCCACCAGAACCAGGGAAACCACAAUAACCAAGGUGGACAGCCGCAGCAACAGCAGCAAGUCUACCAGCCGCCGCAGCAGCAGGCGUACCCACUGCAGCAGCAGCAACAGCAGAACAGCCUCCCAGCCCAGCAGGUGUGGCAGCCGCCGCAGCAACAAAAUGGCUAUGGGCACUACAUGGCAGCCCCGUGCAUUGAAAUCACUAAAAAGUCCGAGCGCUUGCAGUGCUUCGCAACACAGACUGCCCACGGUGCGAAUGUGGUGGGCUGCAUCCUGUUGGUGGACUCGUGUGCAAGCCGGCACAUGCGUGGCGACUUAAGUUUGUUGCACUCCUUGCGCCCGGCAGACACGAAGCUGACUUUCUCGACUGCGAGCGGUUUUGUAUGCGAAAGUCGUACCGUCGGAGACAUGUGGGGCCCGACGGGUUGCAUGUUCAAGAACGUGGUCGACGUGAAGCCCCUGGGUUCGAAGACCCUCCUAUCACUGGAUCUUUUGCGGAAAAGUGAACGGCUUUCCGGUAUCCAUCGACAGCAUGAAUUUCUUCAGCAAGUUCCCCACGCAUAUCCUGGGAGGAUUCACUACGGUCAAGAUUCCGAUGCACUUCCUUGGUGGCGAAUCCGGUGGAGAAGUGCUCUGUCACGAACACGCAGGAGCUUAUGGAGUCACUCUGGUGCGCUAAUUUUGAUCAUUUCAGUAGCUUUGUUGGUUUUGGUAGUGAUGCUAGACUAGCUUGGUACGAAAUAGACGGAGCAAACCUCUCCACUUCGGAGAUCAUCAAUGAAAUUCGAAUGAAUCGGAGCAAGCAACUUGUAAUGCUCUGCCCUGUCAUCAGCGACGAGGUCAAGAGCAAGCUGAAAACAGUGGCAGCCUUUUUCGAUGAGCCAGUAACCGUGUCAGCUGGCCCCCUAACUACACAGGCCAGAACGUUCGAAAUCAGCAGUGAAGAAAUCCAGAGUCUCGCCGCGAUUUGCUUAAAAAGUGGACAAAUUUGCGGACUCGACUCACGCCAGACCGCGAAAGGUUCUGAACCUGUUGAAAACAGUACACAGGUGCAGUUUAGCCACGUGACUCAGAGCAAUUCGGUUCUCGCAGCACCUGAGACUCUCGCAGCACCUGAGACAGAAGUGGGAGAGUUAACGAGUGAAAGUGAUAGCGCAGCAGAAGACAGCCGGAAGCCUGUCCCAGCAAAGUCGAAAAAGAAGCCCAAAAAGAAGAAGCGAAAAGCUUCUCCACACCCAGAACGCACUAUGCCCGCGAAGAAAUUCUGCAAGCGAGAUACUGAGCACGCGCCACAGUAUGGACGCUUGCCUGCCAUACAGCAAAAUAUGCGAAGUAGCUGCUAACUUGUUUCUACCUACCUUUCAGAACGUCUGGGAUUGGAAAUUAUUAGAACCAUGGGCAACAGUCCACAGGCUCCUGGCUUGGUUGUGCAUUUCUGCAAACAUAACUUGCAACGCCUUAAGACCAUGGCCGUCCCCCAUGAUAAGGUCGGCGGAAUCGAUUCCAAUUCGAUCUCCGACGGACUGGGUAGCGCUGGACACAUUUUGGCCCGUAGGCAAGAGCCAUGCCGUUUUGCAUGCUAUCAACCUGCACAGCCGCGCAAGUAAAACGCAUACACUGACGCGCGCCCCGAAAAUGCAGGACACUAAAAAACUCCUAGAAAGCCUCAAGCCGUGUGGGAUUAUCGGCAAGAAUAUCCUACGCGACCAAGGCAAGGAGUUCGAUAGUUCUGAAGUUCGUCAGUUUUGUCAGUUAUAUGGCUAGCAACUCUUCGGAACCCCCAAAGCCUCUUGGGUAAAUGGUAUCUGCGAGCGUAGACAUAGAGUCUGCAGGUCUGUUCUGCACAGGCUCAGAUAUGUAUUCGGACAGAGAACCACUCCUAUCCCCAAAUUAGUCGAGCAAGCCACUAACGCUGUCAAUAUGACACCAACUAGCGCACUAGAUGGCCUAUGUCCGUGCCAGGUUCAGGGGGUUACCAAUCCCCAAAAGUUGGAGCCCCCUGGCCCUGAGGACUUAAGCGGUCAGCAGCUUGCACUUAUGCAAGACCCUGAAGUAAAAGAAGCCUACCAAAUGCGUUGCGAGGCUAGAGCCUGGAUUGAAAAAGUUAAAACUGAUAGUCAGCUCGUGGCCGAAAUGAAGAAGCUGCGAGAAACGCAAAGGAACUGCUACAAAGAGUCCGACGAAGUUAAGCAAGGCGAGCUAGUGGAGUUGUUUGAUAAAGAUAAGAAGGAGUGGAUGGGUCCAGCGACUCUAAUCCAUAGACAAGUCAGCCCGGACUCAGUAACAAACUUUUGUAGUAGCUAGAUCACGACGGCCACUAUCGCCGCGGGCAUGCUAGUCAUAUUAGAAAGCACGCGACAGCUAGUGACAUGCUGCUACCUCCUAUGCUGUUGAAAAUCUUAUACAAGACGCACAGGGUGCCCGUGGGGCAGAGGCUACCGCCAGUCGGUGAGUUUGUUGAAGAAGAGGCGAAAAGAGAAGUCGUCAGCGAUGCAUCGGAUAGGCGCAAGGGCACAAGACCAACGAAAGUAAAUCAGGACGAAUUCGAACUCGAUCCGAAACUUGAGGAAGCCCAGCCAGUGCGGCCUGGAAGUAACAAGGAGAAGCCUGCCAGCGUGCAGAAGCAUGCUAGUGAGCAGAGGGAGCCUGUGUGGCACAAUCCUGCCAGCGAGCAGAGGAAGCCUGUGCGGCACGAAGUGAAAGGGAGCCAGGAGUUGCGUCCUGAUGAGAAAAGCCAGGCACUGCGACCUGAGGAGUCCCAUUCCAAGAGAUGCGCGGACAGCCUGCGUGGCAAAAGUAACUCAGUGGAGCAGUCGCAGCCAGUGAAGUCUGUUGACAGACAGUGAGGAGCCCCGAGCCGCUUCAGGCGGGGAGGAAGGCGUAGGCCUUUCCAAGAGAUUCCGGCUCACUAAGGAUGAUAGGGAUUCUGUAUCUGAUAGAAUAAAAGCCGAAGAAGCUGAGAAGCUUAGGAGUGUCCUAGCUAACGAGGAAACGCUUCCAGUACGUGGAGCAUGGCAUUUGAGAAAUGCAGAGCGCCUAAAGACGCUGAAGCAAAUCCGCGAACUAGUUGAGGCGCAGCCCGAAACUAGAGAACUAAAGGAGGGCCAGCUGCAAACGCUAGCAGCUGACAUAGCCGAAAGGUGUAGAACUAGUGAAGAGCUUAACCACAUAGACGAGAGCGCCCUAAUUGCUAUGCUAGCGCCUUUAGUAGUUAGAGACUGGGAAAAGGGUGGGACUUGUUUUAAAGUCGCAACCCUACCAAAAGAGCGAGAAGACUUUGACACGUCUACCGACGAAUGGCGUGCAGCUAUCAAGAAGGAGCUCACAGCCCGCAAGCAUGUAUGUAGACAAGCAACCGAAGAAGAACUUCUAACCCUUAAAAAGUCAAGAAGCAGACCAAUUCCGUGCAGGAUGCUGCUGCCACGCAAACGCUGUGGCGGAUGCAAAUUCAGAAUUGUUUGUCUUGGAUUUAUGGACGAGAUUUCUUCGUGUGAUUCUUAUGCUUCUAGUCCCGAUCUUAGCCUUUUGCGCAUGUUGUUAGCGCUUAAGUGCCAGGCGCCAGGAUUGUACGCAUUCCCCAGCGAUGCUGCGUCAGCCUUUUUACAAGCUCCCUACCCGACUGAUGGCGUUGCUAUCGAUUUAGACGCACGACUACAGGCUGAGUUGAGCUACCGCUACGCUGUUGUAGUCUAUGCGAUGAACGGCCUGCGCCUAAGUAGUAAAGCGUGGGAAAGCCACAGGGAUUCAAAACUCGAAGAGCAAGGCUGGAAACGCAAUCCAAUCGAGGCCACUCUCUGGCAACGUGGCUUGGUUUUGCUUUUGGUAUUUGUUGACAGCUUCUGGCUUUUCGGGAAGAAGGAGGAAGGCGCGAAGUAUCGUGAUAAACUCAAGCCAGUUUUGAAACUAGAACCUGAGACAGUACGUGACGAGGGACGCUACCGCGUCUAUGAUGUUUUGGGCAUUGUGAGGCGUGGGGGUGUACUCCCUCGGGUGAUAUUUUGCUCUCCCAAGAUGUUUGCGCGCAGAAAAUUCUGAAGAGAUUCGGCGGGGAUAUUGGGAAAGCAGUCACGUUGCCAAUGGAAUCUCCCGCGAAUUCUGCAACAGAGGACGACCCUAAACUCUUGAAACCUAAGCAAGAAAUGGCCGGAAGUCUGCAGUACUUAGCUCAUACGCGUGUAGAUAUUGUAGUAGCGCUAAAAGCCUGCGCCAGGGUGAAAGCAAGUGCUGAAAGCAUUGCAGCCCUGAAGCGUCUAUUUAGAUACCUGCGGACACGUCGUGGAUUGCAGUACAAGAACAACCGCGAGACCUUCGGUGACAGGCUGGGCUUAUCGUCUUGGAGCGAUUCGGACUGGGCAUCGUUUUCGGACCGAAAAUCCAACUUCGGUGUAGUCAUCACCUUGAACGGUUGCGCAAUUGCUUGGCGCAGUGUGCCUCAGCAUUCAGUAUCUACAAGCGUCAGCGAAGCCGAAUUAUAUGGCAUGAGCGAAGCGAGCAAAAUGGCUGCGCGUUUCUACUAUGUAUUGGAUUCGCUGCGAACUUGGUGGCGUCAGUAUUUUAUUAGCCAGAGCUUAUUGCUUCCAAUUACCCUUGCACGCGAUAACAGUUCUGCGAUUACUUACAGCCAAGGUUCAUGUGGUGCGUAGUCUCAACUGAAACAUUGGGACGUCAGACAUGCAUUAAUCAAAGACCUGACUCUACGCGAGUGCAUCAAACCCCUCCACCACAGUGCGAAAGUCAAUCGACCGAAUGGAUUGACUAAAGUUUGCCCCGCAAUCGAAUUUUAUGAAUUCCUGAAACUCAGCAACAUCGUCGUGCUGGAUAAUUGAAAACGAACACAGAGCGACGGGGAUGCUAGUGGACAAGUCCCGACAGGGGGACGGAGGUCGAGAAGGAUGAUUCGAUGACGGAGAUGGAGAUAUUUUGAAGGCCUUGAGCAAGCAAACUAAGACAGCUUUACUUGGCGAAAAUUUUACAGGUUUCAGCUACUCGCUGCAAACUCAUUCUGCUUGUUUCUUUUAUAUCAAAGCACCUGCAACCGAUAGCGACCUACUCCGUUUUAUCUGUUAGUAUGGACAUUGCCAGGAGUGAGGGGGACCAUGGCAAAUAAAUGACGAACCAUUCGCAGCGUAGCUUCACUCCUGUCCAGUGAUCCAAUAAAUGAGCUUUACAAUCUUGAGAGAGAUCCUGAAGGAAACACAAGGAAGCCAAUGACCUAAAUGAUCCCGGAACUAGUGCGAAGCUGUUUCACGGCCACCGCUCUGGGGGUGGUCGGGACAAGAAGCAGGACGACCUUAAAACCAGCAGGGUGGAAGACUUACCCAAGACACCCUCUGAAAGAAUACGUACAGGCCUUGAGUUAUAUUGCAUACCGUGAAUGCUAAGAAUCUGCGCAGUAAUUGGGGACUAGCCUCAACCUUCCGGCUAUCCCUAUUUGAGAGACCAACUGCAUCCCUUUGGAUAUUGUUCCCGACUGGUAGUGAGUCUUUUCUGUGUGGUUCGUCUUCGCACUUUCGCUCCACACCCCGUAAUCCGAAUGACAAGUGGCUGCGGCCAAUGGCAGGACAAAAGGGUCGGUCUCUUCUCAGACCGACCUUACUCGAAGGAGGAGUGCCGGUAUCUGUGCGCGAUGACGGAUGGUUGCGCGGACUUCAUUGUCGGCACAGGCGCAGGCAGUACGUGCGAUCUUCUCUCUUCGGGCUGCACGUGGUGGAUUGGGCCGUGGUGGAGAAAAUACUCCUUAAAUCAGUGUCAGCUGAAGGGCCGCGUUUGCCCCGCGGUGUGGGGCGGGGCGUGCAACGAAUUUAACUCCCUCGCGAUCGCGGGUAGUGACAUUGCCACGGUGGACCAGACCAAUGUUGCCAACACCAAGAUUACCGACUACGACCUGUUUUGUCGGGGCCGCGGCUACGACAACAACUGCGUGGCGAUGUUUCGCAACCAGAACAACGGGCAGGCGCAGGCUAUGUACUUUGUGGACGGCUGUACGCAAUCCUCGGCGGCAGGAUGGCAGCACUGGAGUAUGGCGCAAAACCAGGCAAAGUGUAAGGCGUACGUGCCCCGCGUCGAUGGGACCUCCUGCCCCUCCACCUUCCAGGGCGCCUGCGCGAAUAUGAACGACAAGCAGCUCGGGUCGGGCAUUUAUUACAACGAUCGGGUUUACAGCGUCGCCGAGUGCCGCUACCAGUGCGCGAACACCCCAAAUUGCGGUGGGUUUUUCACGAGAACUAUCCUCAGUAAAGACGUUCCCGCCCGCCCAUAGUUCUUGUCAGGCAGAUUUGCAUGUACAGGUACGCGAACGUUUGUAAUGCGCAUCCCCAUGAGCAUGAGCGACAUUUCUACGUCGUGUUUUGGAAUUUGUAAUGCUGUAUUAAUAAGUAUAAAAAGUAUAAGAUUGACAGAAUUUGUGAUGCGCCAUGCGUUACUUCCAAAGCUUUUGGACCAUUUGUGUUGCUAAGUUUCCAAGAACUUGAGUCCAGGGUGGGAGCCACGACGUUUUUACAUUCAAUAGGAAGCAACGGCGAGUGUUGGCUUUUUCAGGAUGGCUGCACGCCUUCCGUCAACCCGGACUUCGUUUACUACCGCAUGAGCGACUGCAACCUGCUAGCCGAGCCUAUGGUCGGCACGCUUGUCUCGGUGCGAGCUCUGUCUGCCACAUUCUCGGGCGCCGCUUGGGUCACAGCGGCGCAGGUGUUGCUGAGACCGGAGUACGAUUUUUCCUCUCGAGGUACCCAAGAAAAAAAACUGUGUUAGUGUAACUUUCUUUGGCUGACAGCAUCACAGAGUUGCUCUACAUGAAACAAAAAUCCUGUCAUGCGUGGCUUGUAAGGGAAAACUAACACACAUGGGAAGAGGACUGCGUGGCUGUCUGGCAUGACAGGCGUAACUCUCUUGCAUUUUCUGCAUUACAGAGUUACACCUACAUCACAGCUUUUUUCUUGCAUACGAUGGGGGUCCGGGACCAAUAUAAUCGCCUCGGACAUCAGUGUGUGUUUGAACCUAUCAAAUGUAUAUAUGUCUGGAUCUGGAACACUGCAACUUGUCAUGCUGAAUCUGAAUCAUUCAAAAAUCUGUGUUUCGUCAGCGUGAUUAGCAAAAGCUUCCGACCUUGCUUCGACCAAGUGCAAGUGGAGAGGGAGUUUCUCAUGCAGGAAGAUACGGAGGAUAGAGACCUCACUGCAGAAUUUGUUAUGCAAGGCCCUGCAUUCAAGACCUCAUGGGCCAUGCGAGACCUGCAUGACAAACCUUGCAAUCUUCCAGAGGACCCAGACAUGACAUAUUUGCAGUGGAUAGAAGCUGCAACGCGGAGGCCUCUCCAGGCAGUUUUGGGCCGCAGAGUUUCGCGACGGGGCGCUCCACUACGUUAGCGGUUUCAUGAUUUUCAAACGGGGGGACAACGAUGCCUGUAAGAAUAAUUUCCAAUCCUACGCGUCCUUGGAGUACUACGAUCAGAACGGCGUCCUGCUGGAAGCCCCCACCGCCGUGAUGACGUCUGGGAUUGUCAUGGCUGCCGAUGGCGUCUGGGUUCCGGUGAACAAGUGGCUGCACAAACUGCAAAUCGCCGGACCGACCUCCGGUCCGGGGCUGGACGGAAGCCUUUGCUGGUGUGGCAUCUGGAUCUACGAAGAUUUGUCUGUCACGUCAACAUAUGCAUACUUGCAAAAGUAUCGUACUGGUAUAUAACUUGCGUCACAAGUUCUUUUCUGAAGGAGAGAAAUAGCAUUUAUAAUGGUGGUUUAAUGCUGAACCUGAAGCAUCGGGAUUCGUCAUGCGCCAUGGCUGCAAUUGCUACAAUUUCGAUACUUUUGCAAUGCAUAUAAGAACCAGCACCACGCCGGUACCGACAGCCACGGCGGCACCACCCCCUGUCACCACGAGCACAAGCACCACCUCGACGUUUGUGCGGCGGACAAACUCGUGGCCCCGACGCGCGCCGGGGGCGACCCCCACCAAGGUUUCCAUGGAGAACCCCGCCUGCAACGGCGCCGCACCGAUGGUAGGGCAGGGGGACCUUAGCUCGUGGCGAAGUUCUAUCCAAGAAAAUAAAAAGUAACUGCGUUAGUGUAUUAACUUUCUUUGGCUGACAGCAUCACAGAUUUGCUCUACAUGACAGAGAAAAACUGUCAUGCGUGGGUUGUAAGGGAAUGGGAAAACACACAUGGAAAGAGGACUUCAUGGCUGUCUGGCAUGCCAGGUGUAGUAACUCUCUUGCUUGUUUUGCAUUACAGAGUUACACUUACACAGUUUUUUUCUUGCAUAAGUUCGGAGGGCGUGAACGACUUGGGGGAAACGACCCCGCGGUGGUACGCGACCGCUUCGCAACACACCACGCAGACGUAUCAGAAGGAAAAAUCUCCCCUCCCCAUAUCGCUACGAAGUUUCUGAUGCUGGAUUUGCGUACACAAAUCAGUUGCGUCUUGCAGUGAAGGACUGCAGGCCCAUAUCACGCCUGAGUAGAGAGGGGCUGGCCUAGGCGUUUAGCAUGAGAAACGUCUUUUCUGUAGGCCCACCAGCAUCACAGACCGCCGGCAUAAUGCGGCGGAGCCUGUGGAGUUGCCUUCUUGCAAGACAGACGCGAUUUGUGGCCACAAAUCCGCAUUGCAAAGUUUCUGAGGCGUGCCGUUUCGUCGAUAUGGGGCGCGGCGCGGAUUUUUCCUCGCGAUAAGACGGGCACGGGGCUCCCCUUCUACAUGUCGCCCAACCCGACACGGCACGGCAGCUGUUGGCACUCGGCGGAGGGCGACGGCGCACCUUACUGGUUCGCCAAGUUUAAGGAUUCCGAGGGCGGGCAGCGCGCAGUCGCGAUUUGGCGGCUGUACAACUACGGGGCUGCGUACACGAGUGAGGCGGGCAAGAGCGUUACCAAAAGGAAAUAAAACCCCCCUCCCCACACCGAAACGAAAUUUCUGAUGCUGGAUUUGCUUACAGCACUACAUUUCCGGUUUGUCUUGCAGUAGAAAAACUGCAGGCAUAUGCUAAGCCUGAGCAGAGAGGGUUUGACAUACCCGCCCAGUAUGACUACACUGAAGGACCAACAGCAUCACAAACCGCCGGUAUAAUGCGGCGGAGCCGGUGGGCUUGCCUUCUUGCAUAGGACGGGGCGGAUUUGUGGUCACAAAUCAGCACUGCAAACGAACUAUCAAAUGUAAAAAUGUCUGGGUCUGGAAGAAUGCAACUUGUCAUGCUACAUCUGAAGCAGGCAAAAGACAGUCUUGCAUGAUUGCCAAAGGUUGUGCACUUUUGACCUAAUCGAGAGGCAGUUUCUCAUGCAGGAUAGGCAUUGGAAAGGCUUCGCAGAAUCUGUCAUGCUAUGUCCUACAUACCAGACCUCAUGCGUUAUGGAAAACCUGCAUGACAAACCUGGCAAUCUUCCAGACCCAGACACUUUUGCAAUCCAUACGAAUCGCCGCAGGCGUGCCUCGUCUGUAUGGGGAGGGGGGGAUUUAAUUUUUCCUCGCAAUAAGCGGGCGCGAGAACCGUCUCAAGAAAGCACGAGUCUAUGUGAGAAACGAUGCCUCUGAGGAGACGGCGCUGGGCAACCUGGACCCGGCCCACCCCGAUCGCAUUCAAAGCGUGGCCCACCCCGCGGAUGCUUCCGUGACGGCCCCCGUGAAUGUGGCCACCCUGUACGACCCCGCCUUUCGCUACGUGGACAUCCCUAUCAAAUGUAAAAAUGUCUGGGUCUGGAAGAAUGCAAGUUUGUCAUGCUUGUCUGGUAUGACUCGAGAAUCUGUGUUGCAUAGGCACGAAAAGGCCCACUUACCUGUCAUGCAAAAACGCACUUUGCCAUCCGGAAUACGUAAGACAUGGCAGCCAAGAAAUUUGUCAUGCAUAGUUGCGCAUUGCAGUGCGUCUAUCAUUCACUUUUAGCAUUACAAUUUUCCAGACCCAGACAUAUUUGCAUUUGAUAAUCCCCCUGCUGGGGCGGGUUGUGCGGGAAUUCUACGUUGCGUGGGACACGGCGCGCGUCGGAGCGCCCGGCGCUACGGAGAUUUUAAACGUGUGCGGGAUCCUAUCAAGAAGAAAAAUCCCUCCUUCCCAUGAUAUCAAAACGGAAAUCUGUGAUGCAGAUUUGUGGUCACAAUGUCAUUGCUAGAAGGGAAAAGAUGCGCGCUGUAGUGCCGGGUGGCGUGGGAAAGCCUUGCGUCUUCAGUAUGUUACGACAGGAGGCAGCUGGAAGUGGGAAACAGCAUGACCAAUGGCCUGCAAUAAACGAGGCCACAGCUGCGGCUCUUGUUGGCCUUCUAGCAAUACAAGUCGAGUUGUGUACUUCUCAAAAAAUGCAGCGGCACAAGUUUCGUUUCCGAUAUGGGGCGGAGGGGGGAUUUUUCCUUUUGAGAGAUCCAGAUACUGGAGGAUCAGGCCGACCUCCACCCGCCCGCGCUGGCCGGCUUCGACGCCGUUGCGCGGCGCGUGCCGUCGGCGGACAAUCUGGACACCUACUACGACCUCGCCCACUAUGGUGUGAAGCUGUUCGAUAUCAAAUGCGAAAAUGUCUGGGUCUGCUGGAACAAAGCAACUUGUCAUGCUAAAUCUGAAGCAUGUAAAAAUCUGUGUUGCAUUGUUACCAAAAGCUGUCCACUUUUGACGUAAUCGAGAGGCAGUUUCCCGUGCAGGAUAGGCAUGAUAGAACUCUCACAUAAUCUGUCAUGCUAUGUCCCGCAUACCAGACCUCAUGGGUCAUGGAAAACCUGCAUGACAAGGCUGGCACCCUUCCAGACCCAGACAUUUUUACAUUUGAUAUUCGAGUUUGCGUCGGUGAGCAAUGCCCACGAGCUUUACAUUGACGGCCCCCCCUUCUUAUCGACUGCAAAUAUAAUGUGUCUGUCUGGGUCUGGAAGAUUGCGAGACCUGUCAUGCUUGUCUGGCAUGACUUCUCCGCACUCUGUAAUAUUGCGUGGCAGCUAGAAGCAGCCUCUCUCGCCUGUCGUGCAAAAACGCAGUUUCUCAUUAGGAAUACGCAGCACAGAAGCACGAGAAAACUUGUCAUGCUUGGCGGCGCACUUCUACAGUGCACUUUUUAGUCACUGACAUGCGUCACAACUCACCCAGACAUAUUUGCAAGCUAUACUUCUUCGACGAUUUUCGCCCACUGCUGGUGAACGGGACGGCGGCGGAGGUGGUGCUGCCGGCGGGCCGGGUCCUGGGGCUGCGCGUUUUUGUGGACUGGAAGGACCAGGGCUGGGGCCACCGGAAGGGCGGGCUGCAACUGGAGAUGGCAGCCAGCGGAGAGACGUUCGACAUGGCGCCAGCACCGAAGAAGCGCGAAAGCCACAUCUACGUGGUCAAUGGUUGCACCAGCCACUACCGGUUCCUACGAUAUUCCAGUGGGGCCACGAUGAACAUCAAGCACCGCAUCGGCACUGGGAAUGGACACGUGCUGCACAUUCUCGCGCUUCGCAUCGACGCCAUCGUAGACAACAGUCGCCGGGCUCUGACGGCGGCAAGAGACAGGAAUGAUCUGUAAGUUGUAGUCCUGUACUCCGAAAGUUUACUGGCAGUUUAAGUAUUAUUUUUAGAACGCAGGGGCGUGCUGCAGCUCCGUGCUAAGUAAUAAAUACUACAAACACAAGUUGUACAACAACUUAGAAUGAAUAAAGUACUAUAUCGAUUCUUGUGGACGAGAUCGAUGCAGUUCGUCUGUGGGCUGUUGAACUAGACCAAGUACGUAAGCGGACUCCAUUCGAGGAAUCUGGUGGUGGCCAGACGACAGAAGCUUUUUUACAAAGACACUUCUGCGCCGAGUUUUACUGAAGAAAUAAUUUUUGGCAAAGAUUGAUUUGUUUUCCG